GAACUAAAGGCACACUGGGAACGAAAUUAACGGGAAUUCUGUUCGCAAGGGGAGGGGGUCCGCGAUCUAAAACGAGAAGAGAUCUCGGGGUCUCAUACUGCGCCAUUCGGCUGCGGCACGCCGCGGCACGUCGUAGCUGCUGCCGGGAGAGGCCGUACUGUCGCCGCUCUCGCCCAGGCCUCCACUGCCGCUGCCACAUCAGUGCCGGCUUCUGCAGCCCCAGUCCCGCCCUGCGCUGCUGCUGCCACCGCCGCUGCCACCUCCGGAAGUUCGGGCUUCCGCCGCUGCUACCCAAGCAUCCGUGAGUCAUUUUCUGCCCAUCUCCGGGCGCGCGGUCCCUGUGGUAGUCACCACCUUAAGAGGGUUUCAGGCUUGCAAGAUGGCAGAAGCAGAUGUUAAAAUGGUCUCGGAACCUGUCGCUCAGGGAGUUGCUGAAGAGGAGAUGGUUAGCUCGGCUAGUGAUUCUGGGGAAGAAUCUGACAGCAGUAGCUCUAGCAGUAGCAGCAGCAGCAGCAGCGGUAGCAGCAGCAGCCGCAGCCGCAGCCGCUUAUAUAGGAAGAAGAGGGUACCUGAGCCUUCCAGAAGGACGCGGCGGGCUCCGUCGGGUACAAAUUUCGUGGAUAGGCUGCCUCACGCAGUUAGAAAUCGUGUGCAGGCGCUCAGAAAUAUUCAAGAUGAAUGUGACAAGGUAGACACCCUGUUCUUAAAGGCAAUUCAUGAUCUUGAAAGGAAAUAUGCAGAACUCAAUAAGCCUCUAUAUGAUAGGCGAUUUCAAAUAAUCAAUGCAGAAUAUGAGCCUACAGGAGAAGAAUGUGAAUGGAAUUCAGAGGAUGAGGAGUUCAGCAGUGAUGAGGAGAUCCAGGAUGAUACCCCUAGUGAAAUGCCUCCCUUAGAGGGUGAGGAAGAAGACCCUAAAGAAAAACCUGAGGUAAAAGCUGAAGAAAAGGAAGUUCCUAAAGAAAGUCCCGAGGUAAAGGCUGAAGAAAAGAAAGUUCCUGAAGAAAUUCCUGGGGUAAAAGCUGAAGGAAAGGCAGAUUCUAAAAGUUGUAUGGAGGAAACACCAGAAUUAAAAGAAGAUCCUAAAGAAGUCCCCCAGGCAAAGGCAGAAAAUAAAAAGCAGCCUAAAGCAACAGAGGCUAAGGCAAGGGCUGCAAUAAGAGAGGCUCAUAAAAGAGUUCCUGAGGAAAGGCUUACCGAAAGAGUGAAUCUUAAAAGAGCUAGGAAGGGAAAGCCUAAAAGAGAAGAUCCUAAAGGCAUUCCUGACUAUUGGCUGACUGUUUUAAAGAAUGUUGACAAGCUUGGGCCUAUGAUUCAGAAGUAUGAUGAGCCCAUUCUGAAGUUCUUGUCCGAUGUUAGCCUGAAGUUCUCAAAACCUGGCCAGCCUAUAAGUUACACCUUUGAAUUUCUUUUUCUACCCAAUCCAUACUUCAGAAAUGAGGUGCUGCUGAAGACUUAUAUAAUAAAGUCAAAACCAGAUCACAGUGAUCCCUUCUUCUCUUGGGGAUGGGAAAUUGAAGACUGCAAAGGUUGCAAGAUAGACUGGAGAAGAGGAAAGGAUGUUACUGUGACAACCACCCAGAGUCGCACAACUGCUACUGGAGAAAUUGAAAUCCAGCCAAGAGUGGUUUCUAAUGCAUCAUUCUUCAAUUUCUUUAGUCCGCCUGAAAUUCCUGUGAUUGGAAAGCUGGAACCACGAGAAGAUGCUAUCCUUGAUGAGGACUUUGAAAUUGGUCAAAUUUUACACGAUAAUGUCAUCCUGAAAUCAAUCUAUUACUAUACAGGAGAAGUCAAUGGUACCUAUUAUAAAGAUGGAAAAGAUUAUGGAAACAGAAAAUACUGAAAGUAAAAAAAAGAGGCUGUCUGAAAGAUUUUUCAAGAAUCUUAAAAAUUCAAAAGGUGAAGCAGGUUCAUUAUAGCCUUGGGGGGUGGGGGAUGGGGUGGGAAGGGACCUGCCCUAUAACCCAAACACUGCUAUCCCUUAAAGUCUUGUGUUUUUGUAGUUUCUUGGUAAUCUAUUUUAAAAAUUGUCCUAGAAGUGUCUUAAAUAUCAGUUUAUUCUGUCUAGCCUGUUUUAGUGUAAUAUUCUUCAAAAUAUGUAAGCUGUUGUCAGUUAUCUAAAGCAUGUUAGUUUGGUGCUGCAGAGUGUUGAUUUUUAUGAUGUCUUUGUGUCAUAUUCCUAUUCUAUUGUAGCUGUGAAAACUGUCAAAAUGAUUAACUGGUACAAAUACUUGCUUGAAAAAAAAAGUUCAUGAAAUACCAAUGCAAGUUUUGUUUUUGUUUUUUCCAGCUCAGAGUAUUAAGUGUUUCAAUCUGCUUGUACUAGCUGUGCCUUCAUUACUUUGCUAGAGAAAUACAGCACUUACAUUAACUAUAACAAUGUAUUGUGAAAUUUGACUGCUUGAAAAUAGAUUAGCAUUUAAGAAUGUCUGUCUAGACCACAUUUGAUAUAACUGUGAGCUUGUUUAUGUGAUAUAGUGGUCUAUAAACUUAAUCAUAAUGAAGUUAUUGUUUAUCAAUAAAGUGUUAAUAUUACUUAGUAUUUUUUAAAAACUUUCCUCAUCUUACAUUGUGUAAUUGUAAACUAAAGAUACAUUUUCUUUGUAAUAUGUUCUACUUUGCCUUUCACUGAAAAUGACCACUUUACAUCAUUUGAUAAUUGUUUUUCAUGUUCUUUUAUUGCAACUUAAAAUGAAUAAAUGUCAAAUAAAGUGUGUCAUGCUAUAAAAA
Carlito syrichta (Philippine tarsier) is the source of this 2727-nucleotide messenger RNA. It is a transcript of the gene NAP1L3, whose product is annotated as nucleosome assembly protein 1 like 3. Gene Ontology annotation, molecular function: chromatin binding; histone binding. The coding region runs from base 380 to 1840 and encodes 486 amino acids. The transcript is spliced from 2 exons. Gene Ontology annotation, cellular component: nucleus; chromatin. Gene Ontology annotation, biological process: nucleosome assembly. The record is from RefSeq and is a predicted model, not a curated record. Lineage: Eukaryota; Metazoa; Chordata; Mammalia; Primates; Tarsiidae.